Molecule: messenger RNA, 1882 nt
Organism: Vitrella brassicaformis
Lineage: Eukaryota; Vitrellaceae
Source: the annotation of a GenBank genome assembly
CAGUCAUCGAACGAAUUGAUGAGCGGGAUACCGGCCACACCCUCACAACCCACCCACAGCACUGAUCAUUCCAUCCGUCCACCAUUGUCAUGAAGAUGUCAUUCAUAUAUGUCUGUGUACCACUAAUGCCUGUCUCUGUGUGUGCACGCAAAUUGCGUUCUCCGUCCCAUCGUCAACACACACGCUAUGCCCCCCUUUGUCCUGCCUCGUUCUCCUCUCUCCCAUCAAUCGCACUUGGCCAGACAGACAGGCAGCAGCACCCAGCUGUAGAUCUCUCAGAUUGAAGAGAGGAAACUUUCUCACCGCCAGCCACCACUUAGACAAAUGCCGACAGCACACGCAGGCCUUCCAUUCCCCCUGUUAGUCCCUCCCUACUACCUCCCCAGUUCGGUGUCCUUGUCUGUCUCAGCCUCCAUGAUCAUCUCGUAAGGCGCAUACCCCGGCUGCACGCCGGGCAGCUUGUAAUACUUGAAGUGGUCGACGUACAUGACCUCGGGCUCCCCGCCGGGGGGCAGCGUCACUUCCUCGGCCGUCGUGUCGGUCACCUGGCUCGUCAGAAAGGUGUACUGCCUUCGCAGCUCAUUGGCACUGAACUUGCUGCUCAGGUCAAACUUGCGCACUGGGAAGCCGUCGAGAUAGAAGAAGGCCUGCAGACACGCACACGGACACGGACACACACACAGACGAUUGCUGUCAUAUAAGAGCUCGUUCUUGGCUGCAGCCAGCAGCGGACCACUUGAGGCGUGUAGAGCAUGCCGUAGGUGUGCCAGUCGGCGGGGUUGAAUUCCUCUGCCUCCCUCAUCAUUGUACUGUUCAUGCCGGGCACCAUCUGCUCGGGGUCGCCCUCCCACUGUGCCUUCUUCUCGACCUCCUCCUGCGUGAAGGACCUCGACAGCCGCAUGACCUCGUAGGACAGACAAGAGUCGUAGUCGCGGGGCUGCUGCAGCUCGAGGCGGCUCUUGCCCACGAUCUCAUAGGGCCUCGGGCUCCAUCUGCAGGCAGGCAGGCAGUCAGUCAAUCGAUGGACGGAUGCAUGGGCAAACGAACGAACGACACCACACACGUGUGCCGCCACCGCACCUCCAGAUGGUAAUCUCGAUGUACUCGUGGCCGCCUAUGUACUCCACGAUGUCAUGCUCCUGCCGAGGACCAGGCACAGGGCUGCUUCGUGGGCAUCCCAUCCACGACAGACAGACAAGCACGUCAGUCAGUCUGGGGGGCCCAGCAGCUUCCCUGUUCGUUCGUUCACCUGACAGAAUUGGGCGAGGCGUUGAGCCAGAAGGCUUGCCUGUUGAUCCACACACACACACACACACACACACACACUGUUACUUCCCUCAAUGAGCAGCCGUCAUGCCGUACCAGAAUCCCCCCGAUGACGUGAACUUGACCCGUGCCUCGUAGUAGCCAAAUCCCAUCGACUCCUUGGUCACAACCCCCCCCACGUCAAACUCUAUGUGCUUGCCGUCUUUCUCGUACGGCUGCUCCCGGUGCGUCAUCCUGAGAUGGAGCUGCCCGUCCUGCACCCACACUUGAUCCGGCGUCCGGCAGGCCGCCCUAGGGCACUCGUCAAGCAGUGUCCAUCGGCCGUGGAUGUCGGCAAGCGAACCCUCAAAUUGCUCGUCGAAGGCCAGGGGGAGCUCGCCGGUGGCUGCACAACACGGGCAGACACAGACAAGGAUCAAGGAAUUCGCCUGUGUGCCUGGCUGUCUGCCUGUCUGCCUGUCUGUCUGUCCUUCGUGUGCUGUGUGUCCGCAUACGAUUGCAGAUGAGCUUUUGCGAGAUGUCUUGCGCUUUACAGAGAGCUAUCAGCAGCAGCAGCAGCAGCAGUAGCAGGCCGCCAAACAGGUGCAUUUCGAGAUCCGCCAACCGUCAAAAGCUG